AUGCCUCAUCCACACAAAACCACACCGAGCACGGAUAUCUACGGUCCUGGGACUUUCAUGGAUACGGAUUUCACUCCAGUUCCCCAGGAUGCUGCUCGGAUUUUCGAAUACAUUGCCAGGAAUACUCCUGGGUUUUCUCGAGACAAAGAGCUUUGGGAUACUGUCAAGUUUGAAGGUAGCUCAUUACCGAUAAUCCCUGGUCCAAUCAAGGCCCCUCCCAUUGCAGCUGCCCUACAUGCAAUGUGUGGAGUUGUAGCCCACGAAAUGGUUGAAGAUCGUGACGGCACAUCCGCGCGUACACAGCAGGUCACUGUCAACACCGAUCAUGCUGGUAUCUGGUUAGGAACGAUCUUUGCGGCUGCCGUGGAAGGGAAAGAUGUGGCUGGACUGGCCAAGUCGCGUCAACUGUCAACACUUUAUCAACAAGAUUUCGAACGAGGCUGUAUGGCCACACCGAUGAAACAACGAUCUACCGCUAUCUACAAGACAAAGACUCCAGGCGUUUGGUAUCAACUUCACGGUUCCCUCGAUCCUAUCCCGGUCCUCAAAUCGAUGGGAAUCGAUCCUGAUUACCCUGCUAAGAGUUUGGACGAAGCUUAUGACUAUAUCGGCCGGCAUGUAGAGCAAUGGACCGCAGACGAGUUGGAAAUGCACAACCUCAAGAACGGUUUUUGCGGCAGCAUCUGCUUUACCCCCCAAGGGUGGUUAGAUACACAGAUGGGAAAGAGCCUCGCAGAUCACCCACUCGUCAACUACUCUCGACAGUCGCAUGCAAUUCCGACUCCUCCAGUCCCCUUGCCUAAUAUAUUGGACGAUAAACGGCCCUUGGCGGGUAUCAAAGUGAUUGAGCUAGUUCGCAUCAUUGCCGGACCUAUUAUUGGCUCCACUCUCGCCGCUUUCGGUGCCGAUGUCAUUCGUGUGAACUGUUGCCGUUUGACAGACCUCAACGCUUUACAGCUUACCCUGAACACAGGGAAACGCACUAUCGAUAUUGAUCUGACCAAGGACGAAGAUAAGUCACGAUUGCGGGCACUUAUUGAGGGCGCCGAUGUUUUUGUUCAAGGCUUCCGCCCCAAUUCGAUCGCGAAAAAGGGCUUCGGCGUCAACGAUCUUCUCGAGAUGGCCGGCAACCGUGGUAAGGGGAUAGUGUAUGUCGAGGAAAACUGUUACGGCCCUGACGGGCUUUACCAUGAAAGACCUGGCUGGCAGCAGAUUGGGGAUGCAGCCUCAGGAUCGUCCUACGUGAUGGGCCGGUCCUUCGGCUUCAAGGAUGGUACUAGCGUUCUUCCACCGCUUCCGAUAUCCGAUAUGACUACUGGCCUUGUGGGUGCUUUAGGGGCUCUCAUGUCCCUCCGGGAUCGGGCUCGACAUGGCGGCUCAUAUCGUGUGAUAAGCUCUCUGGUGAAGGCCGAUAUGAUUGCACUGGAGCCUGAGAUCGGUCUUUACUCACCAGAGGUUGUUGAGCAGAGCAAUCAGUUAUUCAAAUGGGGUUGCAUCAACUCUUCCCAUUUUGUGAUAGAGAUCCUUCUCGUCGUCAUGGAUGGAUGGAAGAGGGUAUUUCCCCAAUACUUUGAAUCGGGAACUGAAUCGCUCAUGACCAGUUUCCAAAAUGGGCCUUGGGGUCAUGUGGACACCCUGACGCCUGUGGUCCAGCUGAGUGAUUCGAGCAUGACACCUCGUUGGUUGACACCUCCGGUUCCCCAUUGUUAUCAUCCUCAAAGCAUACAAUGGCUAUAG
Molecule: messenger RNA, 1737 nt
Organism: Penicillium crustosum
Lineage: Eukaryota; Fungi; Ascomycota; Eurotiomycetes; Eurotiales; Aspergillaceae
Exons: 2
Coding region: 1-1737 (578 amino acids)
Molecular function (GO): catalytic activity
Source: RefSeq, a predicted model, not a curated record